Molecule: messenger RNA, 887 nt
Organism: Ambispora gerdemannii
Lineage: Eukaryota; Fungi; Glomeromycota; Glomeromycetes; Archaeosporales; Ambisporaceae
Source: the annotation of a GenBank genome assembly
UUUCGCCCGAAAUACUACCCCAAAUAUCGACUUCCCCGUGUGAUUGCCCUGGAAUACUUCCGGAGUGUAAUUUGUUGUUGCAAGAUAUUUUGUCGCACAGGUCGGAGGACCGUCACACCACUGGAUAUCUCGAUAGAAGAAAGAAACUUCAUGCAAAACCUGCGUCAAACAUUAUAGAUGAUAAGUGCUCAGCAAACGUGAGUUUGGCAAUUAUCACUAUGCUUAUUAUCACCAUGCUUACCACAAAUGUCUCGAGCAGACAGACAACAGCUUCAAGCAGUUCCUUCUGGAUUCACAGCUUGACACUUAUUCCUUUCGGCCCAAGAUAUACCACCGAUGACUUAUCAUUAUCAGCAUGGCACAUACCCUCUCUGCAAUAUGAUGAACAUCUGAAUAUAAAUUAUUUCGAAGGCAAGUUCAUCGACUCAUCUGACAAUCGGACAGAACUAGAAUUGAUCAUGGAGGAUACGCUCCCAUAUAAAUCCGAGCUCACAAUGUUAGCGACAUUCGGCAUGUGCUCGGAAAAUGGCAACAAGUGUCAUAUAAGGCUCGCAAACUCACGUUUAUCAUCAGAUAAUCUCGUUGCUGAGAAGCAAUUUCAUCUCUCCUUUAAACAGGCAAGCUUGAUUGAGAAUGAAACCAUAAUCGAGUCGUUGGCUGAAGGUGCUCAUGUUAUGAGAGGUGUUUCAGACAGAAAUGCCUUCGGGAAUGAAGAUUCAAGAGAGUAUCGAAUGUUGCUGUCCCAGAACGAGACAUAUGAAUAUUUAGAUUCUUCGGGUAAAGAGCCUGAAGGCGGUUUCGGCCUCGCUGCUCUGGAACAGAACAUAGAUGUCUUUUGGAAAGCACGGAUUUGGAUAUCAGUAGGGUUUACUAAGUUAUCAAAUUGA